AUGCAAUGUAAUUAAAAAUGUUUAGCUUAACCAGGCCAAACCUUAAUCGACAUUGCUAUUCUCAAUAAUUGUAAUGUGUGGAAAUUGAAAAAAGCUAAUAAAUUAGAACAUUGUCAUUUGAUUCCUGGUUAAGAAGUUUUAUUGUAAUAUGAUAAUAAGCGCAUUAUAUAACGCGAUUUGCUUAAAUCCAUAAAUAUAUCAAUACCUAUCCUAUAUAUGUGGGAUAGAGAUCAUAUACAUGGAAAUUUGUAAAUCUGUUAUGAUUAUUUGAUUUUUACAGUUAAUUCAAAGAAAUUAAGUAAGGAAUAAAAAGGUAAGGAAGAUCAUUUAAACUUUUCUAUAUAUGUAAAUGAGAUUUACAAAAUAAUAUUCAAUCCAAUAGCUGAAUUAAUGUAAAUUAUUAUAUGGGGUAUUUGUGGUAAUCGAGUACCUGAAAAUCAAAAGAAACUUCUAAUUGAAUUAAAAGCUAUAAAAGGAGAAACAAAAACAGUGAAGACAUUUGUUAGAGAAUUGUGGUAAAUGAAAGGAAAGAGCAAAAGAAUGAUAACUAUGGAAGCAUUUACAUAUUUAAUACAAUAACUUUAAUAUGAACAUGAAUAAUAUAUUGGAGACUCUUUCAAUAUAAGAGUGAAAAAAGGGGAAACAAAUUUAGAAUGUUUAAGUAGUGUUUAUAAUUUCAAUUAUGUUGAAAUAAAUGAAAAGAAUGGAUCAAUGGAAGUUUGUAAGGCUAGAUAAUAAUAAUAACCAAAAGAGUAGGCUAAGGUUAGUUUGAGUGAAGAGAGUAGAAUAAUUUCUAUGAAAUAAGUAUUAGAAAUAGCAGGUGGUAUGCCAUCUUAUUUGUAAACUAAACCAUGGUUCUUAUUAUUUUCUAUAAAUAGACAUGGUAAAUGAAUGUUAAUAUGUAGGUAGUUCUUAUUAAGAAUUUUUGAGGAGAACAGAAUAUGCUGGUCCUCAUGUAAUUCUCAUUAAGGAUUAAGGUAAGAAAGUAUUUGGAGGAUUCUUAUUGAGUUCUUGGAGAUUAUCUAAGAAUGAAUUUUUUGGUUAAGGAGAAUCAUUUUUGUUUAUUUGUCUAUAUAAUCAUACUAGGAUAUUCAAAGGAACUCAAAAAAAUAGAUGUUAUCAGAUGGCUGAUGAGACUGGAUUUAGUAUUGGAGCAGGAGAUAAGUAAAAUAAAUUUAUUAUAGUAACAUAGAUAUGGUUUAUUUGUAAGCAGUUCAUUUAGUAAAGGGGAAUCUAAUCCAAGUGAAACAUUUGAUAAUGAAGUAUUGUCUAGUGAAGUUUAGUUCUAAAUCUAAGAAUUUGAGGUUUGGGGAUUGGAUGAGGAAGCAGUGCAUUAAUUAAAAUUUUAAGAUUAGAAAAGAUCAUUAUUUACAAAAUGAAUAUUAUUAAGUUAAAUGAAUAAAUAAUAAUGUUGUUAAUAGUGUGAAAGCAAUGAAAAUGUUUUGAUUUGUGUUAAAUGUUCAUAAGGCUUAUGUGAUGAAUGUUUCUAAUAGUUUGGUGGGAAGGAUUUUGAAGCAUUAUGUCCAGUUUGCUAAAUGCUUAGUGUUUUUAGGUAAUCAUAGGUGGAGAUCUGUGAGGCUUGUGCAGACAUUCAUGAGAGUGAAUAAGAGGAAAUGGAAUGUCUAUUUAAAUCAAUGAACUUAAUGAAGGAUAAGAUGAAUCAACUAUUUUUAGUUGGAUAAUAAAGGAUUAAGAGAAUAGAAUAAUUGAAAUAAUAAAUAUAAAUAAAUGAAAAUGAAAUUAAUAUGUUGAAAGCAUAGGCCUAGAUUUUAUGA
Messenger RNA from Paramecium pentaurelia, 1775 nucleotides. Lineage: Eukaryota; Ciliophora; Oligohymenophorea; Peniculida; Parameciidae. The record is from the annotation of a GenBank genome assembly.